AUGCAGCGAACUGCAGAGGCGGCACACCAAGCAACCCAGCGGCGCAUCUCGCAGAUGCUCCAGCAGGCAUAUGUGGACUUGAAACCGGGAACCAUGUUCAAGAGCAAGGAUGAUGUGUUUCGUGCUUUGGCAGCCGUCGCUGUGUUCCAUGGAUGCAACCACUAUGUGUACGCUUCGGACACUUUCGCCAUUCGUGUCAUCUGCGGCAACGAGAAGAGGCGCCAGGAUGCGCUUAACAUGAACGCAAGUGACCCUUCCCCGCUUGGGUGUCUCUACUGCUGUACCAGCACGAUACAGCCUUGCGGAAGCAAUCGGACAGUCACAUCCCAGACGCUUGCGCGCGUUGACCAGGCCAUCCUUGGUACUGGUCUCCAGAUGGUGCAGGUGGCACGAGAAAGGUGUUUUGGGCCGGUGUCUAUAAUGGUCGCGAUCACGCACUGGAUGGCACGGCGACGUUUGGAUGUGCUGGCGCAUGCCGAGACACACAGCUCUCCUCUCACAAGUUUUGCUGCCGAGGAGGUUGCUGCGAGCUGGGGCGCUGCUGCUGGACCGGCGGCUUUGGACAUUGAACACGGUCGAGUGCACGUCCACAGACCCAAUGUGCAACCCCACCAACCGACAGUGACUGUAGCGAAUGGCGUCUGCAAUUGCAUCUACCACAAGAACUACAGCGGGCUUCCCUGCAAACACAUCGUUGCAAUCAACCAUCCUCGCGCUCACACCAUCCACGACAUGUUCAAGCAAGCCGUCUACGUGCAAGCCUGGCAUGACUUUGGCCUGCGUGUGCCGUUGGAGGCGUCGAGCGUGCCUUGCGACAUGCUGCCACCACCUGCAGUCAUACAGCCCGGGCGACCGCAGGAGAACAGACUGGAGCGACAACCACGCAACCGCACGCGCCUAUUCCCACCAGUACUGCCUGCACCUGUAUACGGGCCAGCAGCGCCACCGCCUCUGAUGCAUGCCAUGAUGCCGAACUUGUCAACGACACCGGUCAUCACAAGCAUAUUGACGCCGCUGCAGCUCCCAAUGACUGGAGCGGGAUGGCAGACGUCCACUUUUGAGGACUCUGUUGUGUACUCGUGCCACUCCGGUAACGUCGUUUACGACACCACAUUCGGCAGCACGCUCACCACCCUCCUUCCCCCAGACAGCACGUCUGCCUACAUGACCUCGUUCACCCGCACGUGCCGGGCCGAUCAGACCUACACCAACACGGAGCUGGCGUGUCAUGACGUCAACGAGUGCGACCCAGACGCCCAAGACCAGCCCCGCACCUACCAGCAGCAGGCGCUGUACACGUGCGAUGAUGGCUACACCACCACGGGCGAUGCACAGGCUACCGCCACCUACACGGCUACCUGCACGGCGACAGGCAACUACACGUUCCAAGGGACGUUUGUGGAGGUGGACGAGUGCGCUGCCCAGCCGUGCAUGAACGGCGGCGUGUGCACGGACCUGGUGAACGCGUUUGAGUGCGCAUCCUUUCAAAUCGCGGGCGACAUGCUGCUGGUCAAGUCUGCAGCGCCGCUCAACCACGAGGCCAACCCUGUCGUCACCACAUCCAUCUCCUCCAUCGACAACAACGGCGCCGUCGUCACGUCCACCUUCAACAUCAGCGUCGCUGACAUCAACGAGCCGCCCACAGACGUGGUCGUGCACGCCAUCAACGACACGUCGCAGCAGCCGCUGCAGCAGUUCCUUGUGCCAGAGCAGCCAGCACAUGCCACAACAGCAGCGCAGCCGUGGCUGGUGGGCGCCGUGCGGCGUGCUGGAUCCGGGACACGGCCGACGCCACCGCAGAACCCGCAUCCGUUCACGCUGCUUCGGGCAAAAUUUGAAACGAGUCGCCCCUCAUCUGUCGUCCCCAACGGCGGCACUCGUUUACGACAACACAGACAGCCCGGACGUGUCGUGAGCCACGAGACGACGCCGACCAUCACCUUCACCAUCACCGUGCAGGACUCGGGCGGCCCUGGGGACAACGACCCACCGCUCAGCACAACGACGGACAUCGUUGUUCGCGUGGUCGACAGCAACGACGCGCCACAGGGCUUGGUGCUCAUCAACGCAACGGCGGCCGUCCCGGAGAACGCAGUGGCCGGCACCUUUGUUGGCACGCUCGCGGUCACGGACGAGGACAUGGAUGAGACCAUCACGUUUGAGAUUCUGCUUGGCGGUGAAUUCCUGGCCGUCGCCACCCCGCAACCCACUGCCUGCUCCGGUGGUGCUGGCCUAUGCACUGCGGAUGUUGUCACGAUGACACCACUUAACUUUGAGACGACCCCGACAUUCACGCUGCUGGCGCGGGCGACCGAUUCUGUCGGCAGCAGCACAACGCAGUUCUUCACCAUCGCCGUGCAGGAUGUCAACGACAUGCCACGCGUUCUUGGCCUGACAAACACGGUUGUCUCCGAGGCACCGUCCUCGCCCCUGCCGCUCACAAUUGCCACGGUCAUGGUGGACGAUGAGGACGGCGACGUGGUGUCGUGCUCCGUGCUGGCGCCAGCAGAUGCUGCCUUCACAAUUGAAUCCGCUGCACCGGCAUCAGGCGAGACGCAACCACAGCAGCAGCUCGUGCUCGUUGACGCGCAGCCCAUUGACUUUGAGGCAUCGCAGACCUUCGACGUCACCCUGGCAUGCAGCGAUGGCAACGGCGCCACCACCGACGCCACAUUCGCUCUCACUGUGCAAGAUGUGAACGAACCGCCAACAGCCAUUGCGCUCUCGUCCACGCAGGUUGCAGAGGACGUGCCUGUGGGCAGCACCGUUGCCUCCGUCAUUGUUGUGGACCAGGACGCAGGCGACACACACAACGUCACUGUGGCCAGCGAACCUGCGGGUGUGUUUGAGGCUGUGCGCAACCCAUCCACGGGCACAUACGCGCUUGUCCUGGCCUCGCCCUUGGACUUUGGCACACAGGACAGCAUCGCCGUCAUCAUUCGCGCCGAGGACAGUGCACACAACAUGUUACAGACCACCAUCGCUGUGAGCGUGCUUGACGCGAACGACCCACCAAGCGCAGUCACGCUUCAGCCUUCCUCUCUGAACGAGCACAGCGCAGCCGGUACGGUGGUUGGCAUUGUCUCUGCCACGGACCAAGACGACCCGUCCGCCACCACUCCCAUCACCAUCCACGUGCUUGCCGGUCACAACUCGGGCCUGUUUGAGGUGCAGCCCAUCAACACAUCCGCUCCACAGCAACAACAGCAGCAGCAGCAGCAGCUUCGUGUGUUUGUUGGAGCACCAGACGCCAUUGACUUUGAGAUGUCGAGUGUGGUGGAGGUGGACGUGCAGGCCGAGGACAGUGAGGGCGCGCGUGGCCCCGUCACCACGCUCUUCAUAGACGUGGUUGAUAUGCCCGAGGCACCACGCCAGCUGUCCUUACAAGGCGAUGUGGUGGAGGAGAACGCCGUUGCCACGGCUGUUGGCGUCGUCUCUGUCCUCGACCCUGACGCGGGUGGCACACGGUGCACGGCCACGCUCAACACGACCUCUGCUGCUGCCAACGCGCCAAACUACGAGGAGACCCCCUUUGUGGACGUGGUCGUCGUUGCCACGGACCUGCUGUACACGGUGUUUAACACCUUCAACAUCACCAUCCUCAACGAGCUCAGCACGGCCUCUGUUGCGGAGAACACGCCACCAGGCAUCCCCAUAGCUACCAUCGUUGCGUUUGACGAGGACAGGAGCGGUGAUGAGCACGCGUGCCAGCUGCUCUCUGGCGUCGACAGCGCCUUGCUCUCCCUUGUUGCCUGCCCAGCACUCUCACGAUGGCCGCGGGACGCGCAGGACAGCACCAUCUUUGUGCUCUCGGACAAUGACGGCGGGCGCCUGACCAUUGCGCAGACCAACGAGGUGGUCAUCUUGGCAGACGCACCACUCGACUUCGAAACACAGCCCACCCGCACCUUCAACGUCACCGCAGUCGACCUCUCCGGCAUCCCUGUCUCCCGCCAGUUCACUUAUGAGGUUGCAGAUGUGAACGAGCCACCAACAGCACCCACCAUUACCCCAACUCUUGGAAACGGCGGUGACAAUAGCAGCGAUGUCACAAUCAUCCCCGUGCCCGAAACGACGGCUGUUGGAACCGUGAUUGCCACGCUCGCAUCCACAGACCCACAGACCCAGAAGGCACGCCCCGCGUUCGUAGCUGUGGACGGCGCUGUGGACGGCGCCUCCAUCGUGCUCGCCGCUCCCGUCAACUUUGAGGGAGGCGGCAGCAGCAGCAGCGACGCCAGGUUGUUCUUCUGGGCACGAGCCAGCGACGGCGUGAACGACUCGCCCACCACCCACGCCGGCAUCGCCAUUGGUGACGUGGACGAGGCCCCAUCGUCCAUUGUGGUGUCCCCCACACGCGUGCUGGAGAAUGCACUGCCGGGCGCGGUCACCCUGAGCGUCACCAUCACGGAUCCAGACGAAGAUGACAGUGUCGUCAUCACCGGCAUUGCAACCGAUCCUGCCAACAUUGACAUCACCAUUCAGACGCAGCCGUCGUGUGUCAGCGUUCCGCCACGGGAAGGCAACAACGGCACGCUGGCUGCUGGGUACACGGAGUGCAGUGGUGCUGUGCUGACGCUGAACCAGCCCCUCAACUACGAGCAGCUUCCCUCCUUCGUGCUCACCUUGCACACAGCAGAUGCAGCUGGCGCACAGACAACGGCGACAGGUUCAGUGGAGGUGGCAAACCUCAACGACCCGCCAACUUCGGUGGCACCUGCGACGGUGCAGCUGCCAGAGAACUCUGCCGCCAACACCACGGUCGCUGUGCUGACCGUCGCAGAUGAAGAUGCAGGCCCAGCCGGCACGUACACGUGUGCUCUGCGGCACCUGUCAGCAGCAUCCUGGCCGUUUGUUGUCAGUGGUGGCAAGCGCGUGCUGGUUGACCCGACAGCCACCGCCAGCGAGCUCAAGGCUGCGCUGAACUACGAGGACACGCCUGUUCUGCUGGUCGAAGUGACAUGCACUGACGGCUCAACAGCAACGACCCCACUGGCCAUCAACCACACACUCACGGUGCAGCUGACGAACGUACCGGAGGCACCCACCGACAUUGUCAUUGUGCCCGGCAGCGUGCCCGAGAACUCGCCAGCAGGCGCGUCAGACGUCGGGGACACGCACACCAUCAGCCUCAUGUCCAACGCAGGCGGUCGCUUCCGCUUGCAGGGCGACACGCUCGUGGUGGCGAGCGGCGCUGUGCUUGAUCAUGAGCCAACGCCGCAGCUCUCCGUCGCGCUCGGUGCAUUUGACCCGACCUUCCGAUAUGUCAUCCGCACCAUCGCCAUCCCCAUUGUGGACGUGAAUGAACCACCGACGAUGCCCAUGUACGAGGGCGCGCUGACGCUCCCGGAGAACGCAGCACCGGGCACGGUGGUUGGCGAGGCGUCCGCCAUGGACCAGGACGAUGGCCAGACCAUCACCUUCUCGAUCGGUGUCUCAUUUGAGGUGGUGGCGACAGACAGCGAUGCCGUGUUCCCGCUCAGCGCCAGCACCAUUGUCACCAUCUCCCUGACAAACGCCAACGACGCCCCAAGCACGAUUGCGUUUGAGGGCAGCUUCACCUUGCCCGAGAACGCACCAGCCGGCACCCCAAUUGGCGUUGUCAUUGCAACCGACGAAGACGCCAGUGACACCCUCAACAUCACCGUGUACGAAAGCAGCAGCAGCAGCAGAAUUAGUGGGGUGCGUGCGGGUGUGACGGCGUGUGAGCCGGGCGAGGGCGGUGUUGGCGUUGUGUGCCGCGCACAAGUGCUGAGCACGCACACCUUCAACUACGAAGAGCUGCUGGCGUCGUCCGCCACUAUGCGCCCCAUUGUGGUGGAGGUGACAGACACCGUGGGCGGCAUCGCCUCUGCUUCUACCUCCUUCACUGUGCUUGACGUGAACGAUGAACCGACGGACCUCGUUGCACCCGCCCUGCCGCUUCUCCUGCCCGAAAACGCCGUGCCGCUGCCCUACACCGUGUCCACACUGACGUUGGAGGACGAGGAUCAGGUGCAGGUGUCGCCGGUGUCCUGCACCGUGGAUGGCGCGUAUGCAGACAGCUUCGUGGCCACCGCAACACAAGGCACGCAGCGCAUCGCGGUGCAAGCAACGCGCACCUUUGAUUAUGAGGAGGAGCCCGACACCUUUGACAUUGCAGUGGCGUGCCAGGACGGUGCGUUUUCCAUCACCCGCACGUUCCCUGUACGCGUGCUGGAUGAACCAGACGCACCAACCGCCAUCACGCCCAUGCAGAUCAGCGUGGCCGAGAACUCGCCCGUGGGCGCCCUCGUUGGCGAGAUUACUGCCGUCGACCCCGACACUUUUGAUCGGCACUCGUUUGCGUUUGCGGCCCUCGACUUUGAGGACGAGAGCGUGCGCGAGACCACGCUUCUUGUGCGGGUGACAGACUCCACAGGCCUGUUUGCCGAUGUGAACGUGACGCUCAUCAUCACAGACGUGGACGAGCCCGUGCCGUCCUUCACUGUUGCGCCUGCCGCUCCCAUCCCUGAGCGCACCACGUCUCCAACGCUAGCAGCGACACUGACGGCGGUUGACCCCGAGGGUGACCUCGUCACCUUCACCGUCACGGACGAAAGCCAAGCAGUUGCCACGGGCGCGCGUGCAUGCCUCGCCGUCAUCCCUCCUGUCAUGCCUGCUGCCGCCACCAUGCCCAGCGACACCAUUACCACAAUUUCCACCACAACCACGACAACGACAACGCCCGCUCCGGCCUUUACGGGCAGCGGCGAUGGCACCGUGGUGAGCAGUGGUGAUGGUGAUGCAGGCGCAGAUGAGAUUGUGGACACAACCGCCACACCUGUCUCAACAACAGACGCUACAGGCACUGUCCCUACCCCUGCUGCCGAUCCAUCGCAGACAGAGUGCCGGACAUCCAUGACGGUGACCUCGUCUGAUUCUGUGGUGCUCAUGAUUGUGCCUGGUGCGGAUGGCCUUGACUGUGAGCGCUGGCCUGUCUUCAACGUCAGCGUGCACGCCAGCGACAUGAUGGACACCACGAGUGGCAUCACACAUGACGUUCCCGUGUACGUGCUGGAUGAGCCGGAACCCCCACGCGAUGUGCAGCUGACAGCGACCGCCGUGUCUGAGAGCACAGCGGUUGGCACCAUCGUGGCACGUGUGCAGGCGGAGGACGAUGACGCUUGUUCCCAGCUCACCUUCGCCGUGCAUGACCCCACCAACACGUUUGUGCUCGCUGCGCCAAUGAAUGCAUCCGGCGUGCAGUUCAAAAACCUUGGCGCCGGGUAA
Messenger RNA from Salpingoeca rosetta, 7248 nucleotides. RefSeq lists its product as uncharacterized. Gene Ontology annotation, biological process: homophilic cell-cell adhesion. Bases 1 to 7248 code for a protein of 2415 amino acids. The transcript is spliced from 19 exons. Gene Ontology annotation, cellular component: catenin complex; membrane. Lineage: Eukaryota; Choanoflagellata; Craspedida; Salpingoecidae. The record is from RefSeq and is a predicted model, not a curated record. Gene Ontology annotation, molecular function: cadherin binding; calcium ion binding; zinc ion binding.